AGAGAGAGAGAGGGGAAGAAAAAUAAGAUAUUUGGGAUGGUGGCAGCGUUCCAACAUUCCCACCUCCGUUCCGGACUCCCUACUCCUGGUCUCUUCAGGAAGCAGAGAACCCCAACUUCUGUUUACAUUGACACCUCACACUCCUCCUUGAGUUCCAUCCAACCCUCGCUCCCUCGUUCCCUCACUCCUCUACCCGCGUGGUUCGUUAAUCCAUCCGUCACAUCCCUCUAUCCCCUUCCCCCCUCUCAACUCCGUCCAUCACAUUCCCUCACUCCUUCGUCCAAGUUGGAUGUCUUAUCCCUCCAUCUCUCCAUCCAUUCAUCCCUCCAUCAUGCACUCGUCCACCUCCAUUACGUCACUCUUCUCCUUCACCAGCCCGGCAGUGAAGAGGCUGCUGGGAUGGAAACAGGGGGAUGAGGAGGAGAAGUGGGCGGAGAAGGCUGUGGACUCCCUGGUGAAGAAACUGAAGAAGAAGAAAGGAGUGAUGGAGGAGCUGGAGAGAGCUCUCAGCUGCCCCGGACAGCCCAGUAAGUGUGUGACUAUCCCCCGGUCGUUGGACGGUCGUCUCCAGGUGUCCCACAGGAAGGGUCUCCCCCACGUUAUCUACUGCAGGGUGUGGCGUUGGCCCGACCUGCAGUCUCACCAUGAGCUCAAGGCCUUAGAGUGCUGCGAAUUCGCCUUCGGAUCCAAACAGAAAGACAUCUGUAUCAACCCCUACCACUACAGACGGGUAGAGACACCAGUGCUCCCCCCGGUGUUGGUCCCCCGCCACAGUGAGUUUAACCCCCAGCACAGUCUACUGGCUAAGUUCCGGAACGCCUCUCUCCACAACGAGCCACUGAUGCCACAGAACGCCACCUACCCAGACUCCUUCCCUCAUCUCCCAUGCACCUCCUUCUCCUCCCCCUCCUCCUCCUCCCUCAAUCAGUCCCCCACCCCUACCAGCUACCCUAACUCCCCCAGUAGUGCAGCAGAGCCAGCCAGCCCGUACCACAUCACAGCAGAGACUCCCCCUCCCCCCUACAGCAUGAUAGAGACGGCCCCAACAGAGGACAUCAAACCUGGAGACCCUUCAAACACACACAAGCUCACCUUCUCAGCUCCACACAGAGCCCUGCGGCCUGUGUGUUAUGAGGAGCCAGAGUACUGGUGUUCAGUGGCGUACUACGAGCUCAAUAAUCGCGUUGGAGAGACGUUCCACGCCUCGUCCCGAAGCAUCCUGGUCGACGGCUUCACCGACCCCUCCAACAACAAGAACCGCUUCUGUCUCGGCCUGCUGUCCAACGUCAACCGUAACUCAACCAUCGAACACACACGCAGGCACAUAGGGAAAGGUGUUCAUCUCUACUACGUGGGUGGUGAAGUCUACGCUGAGUGUCUGAGUGACAGCAGUAUCUUCGUCCAGAGUCGUAACUGUAACUACCAGCAUGGUUUCCAUGCCACCACGGUGUGUAAGAUCCCCAGUGGCUGCAGUCUGAAGAUCUUCAACAACCAGCUGUUUGCCCAGCUCCUCUCUCAGUCUGUCAACCACGGCUUUGAGGUGGUCUACGAACUCACCAAGAUGUGCACUAUACGCAUGAGCUUUGUCAAGGGCUGGGGUGCAGAGUACCACCGUCAGGACGUCACCAGCACCCCCUGCUGGAUAGAGGUGCACCUGCACGGCCCUCUGCAGUGGCUGGACAAGGUCCUGACACAGAUGGGCUCUCCCCAUAACCCCAUCUCCUCCGUGUCCUAACGCACACACACACACACACACACACACACACACACACACACACAC
Messenger RNA from Coregonus clupeaformis (lake whitefish), 1780 nucleotides. Its product is annotated as mothers against decapentaplegic homolog 9-like. Gene Ontology annotation, cellular component: heteromeric SMAD protein complex. NCBI's taxonomy places the organism in Eukaryota, Metazoa, Chordata, Actinopteri, Salmoniformes, Salmonidae. The record is from RefSeq and is a predicted model, not a curated record. Gene Ontology annotation, biological process: anatomical structure morphogenesis; transforming growth factor beta receptor signaling pathway; regulation of transcription by RNA polymerase II. Gene Ontology annotation, molecular function: I-SMAD binding; DNA-binding transcription factor activity, RNA polymerase II-specific; RNA polymerase II cis-regulatory region sequence-specific DNA binding.